Messenger RNA from Microtus oregoni (creeping vole), 1359 nucleotides. RefSeq names its product RT1 class I histocompatibility antigen, AA alpha chain-like. Bases 1 to 1101 code for a protein of 366 amino acids. Gene Ontology annotation, molecular function: peptide antigen binding; signaling receptor binding. The record is from RefSeq and is a predicted model, not a curated record. Gene Ontology annotation, biological process: antigen processing and presentation of endogenous peptide antigen via MHC class Ib; immune response; antigen processing and presentation of endogenous peptide antigen via MHC class I via ER pathway, TAP-independent. The transcript is spliced from 8 exons. Gene Ontology annotation, cellular component: external side of plasma membrane. Lineage: Eukaryota; Metazoa; Chordata; Mammalia; Rodentia; Cricetidae.
AUGGGGGCGCUGGCGCCGCGCACGCUGCUCCUGCUGCUGGCGGCCGCCCUGGCCCCGACCCAGACCCGCGCGGGCUCGCACUCGCUGCUGUAUUUCCUCACCACUGUGUCCCGGCCCAGCCUCGGGGAACCCCGGUUUAUCGCCGUCGGCUACGUGGACGACACGGAGUUCGUGCGCUACGACAGCGACGCGAAGACUCCGAGGAUGGAGCCGCGGGCGCCGUGGGUGGAGCAGGAGGGGCCGGAGUAUUGGGAGAGGGAGACACAGAUCGCCAAGAUCACCGAGCAGAAUUACCGAGUGAACCUGAAGACCCUGCUCCGCUACUACAACCAGAGCCAGGGAGGUUCUCACACGUACCAGGAUAUGUAUGGCUGUGAGGUGGGGUCGGACGGGCGCCUCCUCCGCGGGUACCGUCAGGACGCCUACGAUGGCCGCGAUUACAUCGCCCUGAACGAGGACCUGAAGACGUGGGGGGCGGCGGACACGGCAGCACAGAUCACCCAGCGCAAGUGGGAGCGGGAUGGUGCUGCAGAGAGACUGAAGGCCUACCUGGAGGACACGUGUGUGCAGUGGCUGCGCAGAUACCUGGAGAACGGGAAGGAUGCACUGCUGCGCACAGAUCCCCCAAAGGCACACGUGACCCAUCAUCCUGGACCUAAAGGUGAUGUCACCCUGAGGUGCUGGGCCCUGGGCUUCUACCCUGCCUUUAUCGACCUGACCUGGAAAAAGGAGGAGGAGGAACAAACUCAGGACAUGGAGCUGGUGGAGACCAGACCUUCUGGGGAUGGAACCUUCCAGAAGUGGGCAUCUCUGGUGGUGCCUUCUGGAGAAGAGCACAAAUACACAUGCCGUUUGUACCAUGAGGGGCUGUCUGAGCCACUCACCCUAAGAUGGGAGCCUCCUCAGUCCACGGCCCCCACCAUUGGAGUGACUGCAGGUCUGGUUCUCCUUGGAGCUGUGGUCAUUGGAACAGUGGUGGCUGUGGUCAUUAAGAGGAGGAGAAACACAGGUGGAAAAGGAGGCAACUAUGCUCCAGCUCUAGGUAAGAGCAGGGACAGUGACCAGAGCUCUGAUGUGUCUCUCCCAGACUGUAAAGCAUGAAGACAGCUGCCUGGUGUGGAUGGAGUGACAGACGAUGUGUUCAGGUCUCUCCUGUGACAUCCAGAGCCCCUCAGUUCACUCUCAGCAAUAGUGUCUGAUGUUCCCUGUGAUCCUAUGUGCUCAAUGUGAAGAACUGGGGAGCCCAGCGCACCCUGCACACCUGUCCCUGUCCCUGCACUGCCCUGUUCCUUUCCACAGCCAACCUUCCUGUUCCUGCAGACAGGAGGGGACAUCUCCAUCCUGUCUCUUCCGUGCUGU